Salvia hispanica is the source of this 1224-nucleotide messenger RNA. Its product is annotated as methylecgonone reductase-like. Gene Ontology annotation, molecular function: oxidoreductase activity. NCBI's taxonomy places the organism in Eukaryota, Viridiplantae, Streptophyta, Magnoliopsida, Lamiales, Lamiaceae. The record is from RefSeq and is a predicted model, not a curated record.
AUCUCUCAAAAUGGAUAACACCGAUAUUUUACCAAAUCUCGAGCAGCAGAUAUGAACAGCUUACAAAUGAUCCCAGAAAUAUUGUUGAAUUCAGGCCACAAGAUGCCGGUGAUAGGCCUCGGAUCUGCGUCAUUCCCUCCGCUUCCGCAGGAGCAGCUCGUGCCUCUGCUCGUCGAUGCCAUCGCCGCCGGGUACCGCCACCUCGACACGGCGGCGCUUUAUCGCACCGAGGAAAGCGUCGGCGGCGCCGUGUCGGAGUCGUUGCUGAGCGGCCUCGUCAAGAGCCGCGACGAAUUUUUCAUCACAACCAAGCUGCAGAUGACAGACACGCAUCGCGAUCGAGUCCUCCCCGCCCUCCGAGAAUCUCUUCGGAAGUUGGGGUUGGACUAUGUUGACCUAUAUUUGAUACAUUGGCCAGUAAGCAUGAAGAUAGAGAGUACUAAUAAUUCAACUAUAAUAGUGAAUUUUGAAAUGAAAGAAAUUUGGGAGGAAAUGGAGAAGUGCUGCAGAAUGGGUUUAGCUAAAUCUAUUGGUGUUAGUAACUUUAGCACUACUAAACUCUCUGCUCUCCUCCAAAUCGCCACUAUCCAACCUGCUGUUAACCAGGUUGAAAUGAAUGUUGGGUGGCAGCAACAAAAAAUGUUGGAAUAUUGCAAAGAGAAAGGGAUCCAUGUUAGUGCAUAUUCUCCACUUGGUGCACGUGGUUCGUCAUGGGGUAGCAAUGCAGUCAUGGAGAAUUCAAUCCUUGACCACAUUGCAGCUUCCAUGAACAAGACAAUUCCACAGGUGGCACUGAGAUGGAUAUAUGAGCAAGGCGCGAGCAUGAUCGUCAAGAGCUUCAAUCGCGAGAGAAUGAGAGAAAAUCUUCAAGUUUUUGAUUGGAAGCUGAGAGAUGAAGAUGGUGAGAAAAUAAAGGAGAUCCCACAAAACAGGGUUGUUAAGGGGGUGGAGUUUGUUGGUCCAGAUGUUGAAAACAAAUCAGUAGAAGAGCUUUGGGAUGGAGAAAUAUGAAAGCCUAAUAAUGGCCACCUGUGCCUUAUCGAGUUGAUGCCUCAGGAGACUGAAAUUCCACUCAUUGUACAAAAAGCAAGCCAUCACACUAAAUAUUAAUAAAAAGACUAUAUUCCAAAAGUGAUCAUGUAUAUUUGGCAAAAAGAAAAUUAGUCUUGCACAUUAAAUGUAAGAUCUUCUGGUCCUAAAUAAAAUGUUAUGGUUCAUAUUUAA